This is a messenger RNA of Centruroides sculpturatus (bark scorpion), 1854 nucleotides long. RefSeq names its product nicotinamidase-like (gene Naam). The record is from RefSeq and is a predicted model, not a curated record. Bases 545 to 1399 code for a protein of 284 amino acids. The transcript has 2 exons. Gene Ontology annotation, molecular function: calcium ion binding. NCBI's taxonomy places the organism in Eukaryota, Metazoa, Arthropoda, Arachnida, Scorpiones, Buthidae.
CGUCUUUAGGGUAAAUUCCGCAAUCUUACGUAAGAAAUGGUUAAAAUUCUACCUUAAUUAAAAUGUUUUUUUUUUAUAAUCUGUUAAUAAAACGGCCGUUUUUUUCUAUUUUUCCGCUCACAAUUAAAGAGUUUAGUUAAUAAUAACAAUAUUUUAGUUACAUUCUUUAAAAUUUUAUAGGUUAACAAAUUUUUAAAUGAAUAUUUUAUGAUCGUUUCUAAUAAAGGAUCGGGAUCACGUGACUAAGUGACCACGUGACGAAAACGAAUGAUUUUGUAGCACGUGUUGUCUUCAAUAAAGGAAAAAAAAACGCAAAACCCUUGUGGUGACUUGCAUGUAUUUAGUAGCUGAACUAAAGAUGUUUCCGUGGUAACAGGAACUAGUUUUGAAAGCGAUAGAUAUUAACAGUGAAGAUGUAGAACAUAAUUGCUAUCGACAUUUCGCAAAAAAUACUGAUCAAGGAUUGAAUUUAAAAGAAUUCGAAGAGCUGACACGUCAUUUGUUUUGCCGUGAAAAUGGUCAAAGUUAUUCCGUUCUUCCCAGAAUGCUGGCCGACAUGUUUUACGUUUUCGACGCGAAUAAAGACGGAAGAAUCGAUAAAGACGAGUUUAAAUAUGCGUGGAAGAAUUGGAUUAAAGUCAUCUUGAAACCAGUAAGUGCUCUUGUAGUUAUAGACGUCCAAAACGAUUUUAUAAAGGGUAGCCUUUCCAUCAAAAAUUGCCCAGCAAACCAUAACGGGGAGGAUAUCAUCCCCGUCAUCAACCAUCUAAUCGAUAGUAUCGAUUUUAACGUGAUCAUCUAUUCGCUAGAUUGGCAUCCCGAUGAUCACGUGUCUUUCAUAGAAAACAUAAGCAAGAGGAAAGUGGACUGUAGUAGUUUAGUUACAGGUGAGAAAGCCAAAACAUUCGAUACGGUUAUCUUCGAAGGAACUCCAAAAAUCGAGCAGAAACUAUGGCCUAAACAUUGCGUGCAGAAUACAUGGGGUGCCGAAUUCCAUCCGGAUCUUAAAAUCACCGAAAAUGCGGUUAUAGUACAUAAAGGUACCAACUCCAAUAUCGAUAGUUAUUCGGCUUUCUGGGAUAAUCAGAAAUUAUCGUCGACUAAUCUGGAUACAGAAUUGCGUGAAAGAGGUGUUACCGACGUUUUUAUUUGUGGUUUGGCUUACGAUUAUUGCGUUGGAUCCACUACUUUGCAUGCUUUGGAACUUGGUUACCGUACGUUCCUCAUCGACGAUGCUAGCCGUGGUGUAGAUAAUAAAUCCAUUAAAAUCAUGAAAGACAAAAUUAUAGAUAUGAAAGGUAUUAUAAUUAAUUCCGAUCAAGUCAGAAAUUUAAUCGAAGGAAAAGAUCGUAAACCAGAACUUGGAUAUAGAACGGCAAUGUUAUUAGCUAGAAAAUAAACUUCCUUUUCGCUAAUUAAUGAUACACCAUAUAUAAAUAGAUUAGUUACAAAAAUAGACUGGGUUUUGUCCUGGAUAAACACCCAUCAAAAAUGAUUUUGAAUAUUAAAAAAUUUAUAACACAAAAUAUGGAUUUCAACAUGCAUAAAAAUGUAAUAAAUCAAUAUUUACAAAAAGUUCUAGAUAUCCUGAUUAAGGGAUUUCGUUUUGUCUGAAUCAUCCGUUUUGUGCUUAUUGACUCUAUAUAUUGGAAUUCAGUUUUUUUGGAAUCGUAAAACCAUUGUAUCCUUGAACUGUAUCGAUCCGACAUUAACAGUUGUUAUAUUAAUGAAUAUAUGUUGGCAUUUGCAGAAAAAAUAACGUUUAAAAUUUAUAUUAAAGCUAUAUGUAACCAGAAGUAUAGAAUAAUAAUGAAAUAAAAGAUGAUUAGUUUAUAAUUUUUUCGAUUGUAGAUA